UCAAUAUACACAUCCGAAAGGAACUAUACUAUGUUUUUUAGCGAGUCCAUCGAGCUGUCGUGUGGUGUAGGCCGUCCAAAUCCGAACUUCCAGCGACUGAUUCCUUUCAUAGAGCCCCCUAGCGAUGAGUAUGAGGGUCCCGGAAGCCAGGCCCCGGCACUUCUCGACCUCUCCCUGGUAAAGAUCCAGCAGGACAGUUACAGAUUAACAACACCGCACAAGCCAUCGGGGAAGAAGCCUUCGGAGGACUUUGUCAGGGCCACCAUCGUGGAUGUGGAUCCCCUAACGGGUGGGCCCUGGUUGCGGCACAAGAUCUUUUAUCGGUCAUCUCCCCGAAAAGUGCAGCCGCACUCCUCGCUGAAGCGUCGCCAAAAGAUGACCAAUUUGGUUACGUCCACUAUGCUCAAGAAGAGUUUACCGGAAAAUUUCACGGAGCCGCUGGAAAACACUGACAGGGAAAUGAAGGUUCUCUGGAGGCGUGGACAGUCCCCACCGAACAACUUUAUUAACCUGGAGCCUCGUCCGGUUCCGGCCAUGAUCGAGAUUCUAGGGCCGAAGAAUCUCCUAGAGACAAAGUCAGAACAAAGCGACACAGAGCUGAGCUCCAUCAAUUUGGAGGAGUCCAUGUAUUCUUCACUCCCACCAUUUCUAUCUCGCGUAGACCCGAUUGAUAUGCCCUGCAGCCAAACCACUGUCCACGUCCGUACGGAGCUGAUUUAUGAAAUAUCCGGGGCUUCCAUACAACAAUCGAUAGAGUUCAAUCAUCUGGAGGAAGAGUUUGAAGCGAAGAAUAUGCUAGACGAUCUAGAUACCCAAGAGCCGUGUGAGUCUGCUUGUAAAAUGUUUGAAACAGACGACUCUUUGAAGGAACUGGGACCCAAUUCCAUCACUACAGAGAUGAUUGGCGAUACGAUUGGGGGAUCGAUCAACCACCAGCCACCAACGACAGCCACCACUUUGGACGAGGUCCAGCAGCACAUGCGGGAACGGGUUAAGGUGACAGCCGAGAAGCUGACCAAAAAAUUGGAGUCCCUCGCUGAACAGUUGCCGCGCAUGUUCCAGCAGGAGAAGAGCGUCUCCACAGCCACUCAAUUGCCAGAAUGUCAUCCCAGGCUAGGAGCAGGAGCAGUCUCAGUAACGUUUCUCAUGAAGAACGAGGCAGCUUGUCAGAGAAGACGCGUCGUCCAUUGUCUUCCGAUAGUUCACGAGCCUCUAUGCGAAUUCAACUCGGCAGAUAGCGUGACGGUGGUUAAGCCUACACCUAAGCAUCAAGCGAGUGGAACUCAACGUGAUGUCCAAAAAAAGGAGCAGACGUCUGGAGCAUCCCUGACCCUUUCUGUGGGGCGCGACACGCUGCAGGCGCUAGAUCGCGGAGCCAUUCCAGAGACAGAGGAACCAAGUUGCAGUCAUGCGUAGGAGUCGUGUCAGUGAUACGCUGCUCUCGACAAAUAAAACUUUGUUUAUUUAGUGACAUAUUCAAUAAAUUAAUAAGUAAGAGACGGCACAAACUCAAA
Drosophila persimilis is the source of this 1514-nucleotide messenger RNA. RefSeq lists its product as uncharacterized. Bases 31 to 1416 code for a protein of 461 amino acids. The transcript has 2 exons. Lineage: Eukaryota; Metazoa; Arthropoda; Insecta; Diptera; Drosophilidae. The record is from RefSeq and is a predicted model, not a curated record.